CUGCUGCCAUACCUUUCAACGGUUGAGUGCACGGUCCUCCCAGCACCGUGUGAUCUAUCCGUUUUUCUUUCGUUUUCCUUCGGCGGAGGAGGGGUUGCACCAGGCACACACACGUCAGAAGCCAGAAGAUGCUCAUUCACCAAGUGAAACGCGUACUAAUCGCAGCCACCUCUGUUUGCAGCAAAUCGACGGCCAAUAGAAGCCUCCAUUGUAGUAGCGCACGCAACAUCUUCGCAACGAGACUUGUUCCUAGCUUGCUGCGACCGGAAGUCAUUUUGUGGCAGAAGCGUUCGGUGGAAAGACCAGCAGCGGAGUUCUUCGGUGUCCAUUCGAUUGGUCGUGGUUAUUCGACAGCAGCAGUGAAUUUUUAUCUGGACAAGGAGAGCAACGAGCAUUCAAGCGAAAUGGCUCCGAGAUUCGAACGUGACGACUACAAGAAAGAACCAUAUCAUGGCGUGAAACGCACCACGGAUUUCAAGCGCGGCAGUGGUCGUGAUGGCGGUGGAUACCGUGGUGGAGCUGGAGGUAGCGGCGGCGGUGGUGGUCGCUUUGGUGGUUCUGGAGGAGGUGGUCGCGACAAGUGGACCAUGGAAAGCAAGCAGCUUCAGAAAAUUAACUGGAGCAAGAUGCAGCUUGCCCCGUUUAAGAAGGACUUCUAUCGCGAACAUGCUGCGAUUAGAAAUCGUUCAUCGCGCGAUGUUGAUCGUUUCCUAGAGAAGCACGACAUCACGCUGAUCGGGGAUUGCCCUAAGCCCAUCCAAGAGUUUGAUGAGAUCGAUAUUCCGGAUUAUGUGAUGAACGAGAUCGAGAAGCAGGGCUUCCAGAAGCCCACUCCAAUUCAAGCCCAAGGAUGGCCAAUUGCUCUGAGCGGUUUGAACAUGGUCGGAGUAGCAAAGACCGGUUCCGGAAAAACCCUCGGAUAUAUGCUGCCUGCCAUCGUUCACAUUAAUCAUCAGAAACCAGACCCAAGCAUCCGUGGUCCUUUGGUGCUGGUGUUGGCCCCGACCCGUGAAUUGGCACAACAGAUUCAACAAGUGGCGACCGAUUUCGGAUCGUCUUCGUACAUUCGCAACACCUGUCUGUUCGGUGGCUCGAGCAAGGGUCCACAGGCGUCCGAUCUGCGACGUGGAGUAGAGAUCGUUAUUGCCACUCCCGGUCGAUUGAUUGACUUCCUGGAAACCGGAACGACCACACUGCAACGUGUCACAUAUCUAGUGCUGGAUGAGGCCGAUCGUAUGUUGGAUAUGGGUUUCGAGCCCCAGAUCAGGAAGAUUCUCGAACAGGUUCGACCGGAUCGACAGAUUCUCAUGUGGUCCGCCACAUGGCCCAAGGAAGUCCAGCGGCUUGCCCGUGAUUUCCUGGGCGAUUACGUGCAGAUCAAUGUGGGAUCGUUGGAGCUGUCGGCGAAUCACAACAUUACCCAACAUGUUAGGGUCAUCGAGGAGCACGAAAAAAAUGACCACCUUGGAAAACUAUUGGACAGUUUAUAUUCUCGCGGCAAUCCCGGCAAAAUCCUUAUUUUCACCACAACUAAGCGCAAGUGCGACCAGAUCUCAAAUUAUCUGCGUCGCUUCGGUCAGGAUUCGGUGGGUAUGCAUGGCGAUAAGAGCCAACAGGAACGCGAAAGGGCACUCAAUCGGUUCCGUAACUCGGACAGCUGUAUCCUGGUUGCUACGGACGUAGCGGCGCGUGGUCUAGACGUUGACGGCAUCAAGGUGGUCAUCAACUACGAUUACCCCCAGCAGACGGAAGACUACGUCCACCGGAUAGGUCGAACGGGUCGGUCCAACGCAACCGGCGAGGCGUACACAUUCUUCACCUCGAACGAACGCAAGAUGGCCAAAGAGCUGGUGGCGAUUUUGGAAGAGGCUAAACAGGAGGUGCCCUCGGAGCUGCUCAAGUGGCGCCACAUGGGCGGUGGCGGUAUCAACCGGUACGGUAGCGGCGGUGGAAACCGUUUCGGUACCUUCAAGGGUGGACGGGGUGGUAACGAUUUUGGAAGAGGAGGAAGCGAUUUCGGACGAGGCGGUGGUGGUGGAAUGAAGCGAUCGUACGGGGGAGGAAGUAGUUACGGAGCCUCGUCCUCAUCCAACGGAUACGGCGGAAACUCGAGCUCGAAUGGUUACAGCAGCCGCAACGGCUCGGGCGGCGGUGUCAGUAGUAGUGCGAAGCACAUCAAGUUUGACCACUAGAGGGAAAGAGGUUCGCAUUCUCAUCUCUCUUUUACAUAGGAUUAAUUCACUGUCUUUCUUAUCUCCAACUAAUUAAGAUAUUCUAUUUAAUUUAAUUCAGGCAAUCGGAAGAAAGAAUUACUCGUAUUAGUAGAACGUUUUAGUAUGAACAAUAUAUAUUGUUUUGUUCUUUCUUUUUUUUUACAAUUAGCUUAUUAGUUGAAUGUGAUUUUUCGCCCUCCGAGUAGAAAAACAAACAAGAUGUGUUUUAAUGCAUUAAUUGUACACGUGCCGGUUAUCCGGGAGAACAACUUACAAAUCAUCGCUGUGAUACACAGCAGUUAGAUUAGUGUAUCACACCGUACCGAUCGUAAUCGAAUCCAUUUCGAGUAAUUUGAAGUUUUAGUUGAAAUAAUGGCAAUCAGUAACCAAAAAAAAACAAACAAGAGAAGGAUAUUGUCAAACAAUUUGGAUUGGAACGCCCAGCUUGAGGGAGUAACAUUCCAUGUAGCGAUACUUAUGGUUCCUCCAAUCAAAGAAAAGAAGAAAAAAAAUAAACUACACUACUUUACAACAACUAAA
Toxorhynchites rutilus septentrionalis is the source of this 2753-nucleotide messenger RNA. RefSeq lists its product as uncharacterized. NCBI's taxonomy places the organism in Eukaryota, Metazoa, Arthropoda, Insecta, Diptera, Culicidae. The transcript has 4 exons. The record is from RefSeq and is a predicted model, not a curated record. Gene Ontology annotation, cellular component: cytoplasm; ribonucleoprotein complex; nucleus. The coding region runs from base 129 to 2192 and encodes 687 amino acids. Gene Ontology annotation, molecular function: RNA helicase activity; ATP binding; RNA binding.